Molecule: messenger RNA, 3637 nt
Organism: Ylistrum balloti
Lineage: Eukaryota; Metazoa; Mollusca; Bivalvia; Pectinida; Pectinidae
Product: peflin-like
Exons: 5
Coding region: 1-729 (242 amino acids)
Biological process (GO): COPII vesicle coat assembly
Molecular function (GO): calcium ion binding
Source: RefSeq, a predicted model, not a curated record
AUGGCGAAUCCCUAUGGACAGCAACCAUAUGGACAGGCCCCUUAUGGUGGUCCACCCCCUGGACAACCAGGAUAUGGAGCCCCACCACCUGCUCAAUAUGUUCCACCUCAACCUGGUUCAUAUGGUGCCCCGGGAAUGCCCCCAGGAAUGCCGGGACAACCUGGAAUGCCUGGACAGAUGCCAUAUGGAGGGGCUCCAAUGGGAGGGCCUCCUCCAGGUGUAGAUCCACAGGUAUACCAGUGGUUUCAAUCUGUGGACAGCGACAGGAGUGGGCAGAUCACAGCCAUAGAACUUCAACAGGCCCUGGUCAAUGCAAACUGGUCUCACUUUAACGCAGAGACCACCAGACUCAUGAUAGGAAUGUUUGAUCGAGAUUUCACAGGAACUAUCAAUUUGCAUGAGUUUGCUGCCCUUUGGAAUUAUAUUCAGCAAUGGAGGGGUGUGUUUGAGCAGACAGAUAUCAACAGGACAGGCUCUAUUGAUGCUAAUGAGUUGACAGGAGCUUUCCAGAGAAUGGGUUAUAACGUGUCACCACAAUUUGCUACACUGGUCGUAUGUAAGUUUGACUCAAUGGGCAGACGACAACUGACUCUGGAUAAUUUCAUUCAAGCAUGUGUGAUGUUGAAAGCGCUGACAGACAAUUUCAAGUCACGAGACACACAAGGACACGGCAGCAUACGUUUAAGUUAUGAAGAUUUCAUGUGUUUGGCUGUAGCCAACAAGCCUUAAACCACAGAUCUUUUUUGUAAUAAAAUUUGUCCUAGAAUUUUUUUAUUAUAAUCUUAGUUGUCAAGGAAAUUUUGUAUUUCAUUUUUGAAGAACUUCUGGAAUUUUCUUUAGCUUGUACAAGGUUGAAAAUAAAAGUCAUAUACAACAGAUAUGUAUACCGUAAAUUGUAGGAGAAAAGUGUAAAUUUUAAAGCGACAUCACGGUAAAGGUAUUUUGUUAUUGAUUGUACCCGUUUCAUACACUUACAGUUAUGUUUCUAUGCUAUCCUGAUACUCAUAGUGAUUUCCAAUGUCCAGCUUGACCACUUCUUUGGUUGGGAAAGCACUCAAAAAUUUAGCUCUGAUAAUAUCAUGUGAUAGUUUUAAAAACUAAGCGAUUCAUGUUGUAAACACAAACUCGUGAAGGCAGAAAUGACAGUGACAACUCUAAGUCAAUUCAUAAUUAUAAAUUAAGUGGCAUUCAUCACCAGCAUUGUCAUGACCAAUUCAGACGGUUGCCUUUUUUAUACAGGCGAUAGCUUUUGUGCACAUGCGUUAUUAUAUAUGACGUAAACAAUUAUAUAUGAAGACUGUUGAUCAUAAGGUAAGGUAUUCCUGUUUUAAUUAGCCUUUUUAUGUGCAUAUUCCAGUGUAAAACAAAAUAUUGUUGUGGUACACAUGAUAUACAUAUAUACAAUGAUAACUAAUUAGUAAAAACUUUUUUACUGUGAUGUUCACUUUGGUGAACUCUUAUAUAUUUUUGUUAAGGUUAAGGUUGUAUGCUACCUUACACAUCACACUGGUCAUUUGUGUUAGGGUUAAGGUUGUAUGCUACCUUACACAUUACACUGGUCAUUUGUGUUAGGGUUAAGGGUGUAUGCUACCUUACACAUUACACUGGUCAUUUGUGUUAGGGUUAAGGGUGUAUGCUACCUUACACAUUAUACUGGUCAUUUGUGUUAGGGUUAAGGUUGUAUGCUACCUUACACAUCACACUGGUCAUUUGUGUUAGGGUUAAGGUUGUAUGCUACCUUACACAUUACACUGGUCAUUUGUGUUAGGGUUAAGGUUGUAUGCUACCUUACACAUCACACUGGUCAUUUGUGUUAGGGUUAAGGGUGUAUGCUACCUUACACAUUACACUUGUCAUUUGUGUUAGGGUUUAGGUUGUAUGCUUCCUUACACAUUACACUGGUGUUAGGGUUAAGGAUGCAUGCUUCCUUGCACGUUCCUUACACAUUACACUGGUCAUUUGUGUAAGGGAUAAGGUUGUAUGCUUCCUUACACAGUACACUUGUCAUUUGUGUUCUGGUUAAGGGUGUAUCGUACCUUACGCAUUACCCUAGUUUGUCACUUGUGUUAGGGAUAAGAAUGUAUGCUAGUUCACACAUUACACUGGUCAUUUUUGUUAGGCUUUCAGUUGUAUGCUAACUCACUCAAGAAACUGAUUAUCUAUGUAAGAAAGAAGAUAUAUGUUGCUUUACACAUUACUUUAUGUGCAUGAAAGAAACCAUCAACAUCAUGUGAUACUACUUGUUGAUGUCAGCAACAUAAUGUACCACAUCUAUCCAAAAUGGCAGACACUAGAGUACAGAGGGGAUACUUACAAAUAAAGUCCAUCCCUUUGUUUCAAUGUGAUGUCAUCAAAUGGGGUUUGUAUAUAAUUUAUGUUUGGGUUAAGGAUAUAUGCUACCUUACACAAUAUUAAGUCUUAUGAUCUGUUUGAGUGAAGGUUAUAUGCUACCACACAAAUUAUUACAUCUUGUGGUUUAUAUUUGAGUUAAGGAUUUAUGCUACCUUAUACAUUAUACCUGUAAUUUGUAAAAGGUAUUUUGAAAGAUAAAUGAUUUAUGCUACCUUAUACAUUAUACCUGUAAUUUGUGAAAGGUAUUUUGAAAGAUAUGUUUCUUGACCUGGAGUACUGCUAUUUGAAUGACACUAUGCACACAUCUGAUCCAACACAUAAGAAGUUGAAACUUAUUUCCCUAGAUCUUAGGAGAGUUGUAUUGCCUGUAUGCAAAAACAAAGUGUAUGUGAAAUAUUUUUCUGUUUGGAUAGGUUUUAAAAGUCCCUCCAUAUCGGGUGACAUCCUUGAUUACCAUUAUUAAUGUUUUCCUGUCACUGUAUCCUUAACUUUCAUAUCACUUAUAUAUGUGUACCUAAAGUUAUAUUUUCAGAUUCACUAAUUGGCAGUUUAAGUUUUUAUAAUUAAACCAUUCAUAUGGUGAUAUUUGGUAACGUUCACCUCCCUGAAAGAUCUAAUUAUUACAAAUUAGGAUUACUGAAUAAAAAGUUCAUUGUUCUAAGAGGGAGAAUUUAUUGAUGUGGAAAAUGAAGGUGUGUCCCCAAAAACACAUCCAUUUUAAUGUUCUGAAGAAAUGCUAAAUUAUCAGUAAUUUUAUUAAACUUUAUUUGGAGCUUUAGCCUUUGUUAUUUAUGUGGAAAUAUACAAUAUAUCAUUGGUUUGUAUUGACAGAAAUGUUUUUUCAGCUCACCAUUUGAGGAUGGUUGUCUGAUCAAAGCACUCACCAUCUGUGGUCCAUCAUCCGUCCUUUAACAAUUCUUGUUAUCUCGAGAAAUACUGGGUAGAUCUUUCUCUUUUGUCAUAUGUACAUGUCAGUUCCCCUUAGUCCCUAGUUUUACUCUGGUGACUGAUUAGAAAAACAAAAAGGAUGACAGGUGGCUGUCUUGGAUUUUGACCAAGAAAGUAAGUCUUUAGUCAUUUUAAAGUGGAUGUUUUAUGAUAUUGAAAGGAUACACAUUAAUCUAUCUGGAGCUUAAACCAUAGUAAGUAUGUCUCUCCUGUACAUGUAGAUUAUGUGAACCUGUGAUUUGGUCUUUCCUCAAUCACAUUCUGCCUGAUAAUCAGUCUGUGUAUACUUUAAAUGUAAAUAAAAACGAAAUGUCAAUAAAGAUUCUAAUUUAAACAA